Molecule: messenger RNA, 935 nt
Organism: Sardina pilchardus (European sardine)
Lineage: Eukaryota; Metazoa; Chordata; Actinopteri; Clupeiformes; Clupeidae
Exons: 3
Coding region: 1-738 (245 amino acids)
Biological process (GO): cell surface receptor signaling pathway
Cellular component (GO): plasma membrane
Molecular function (GO): transmembrane signaling receptor activity
Source: RefSeq, a predicted model, not a curated record
AUGUUUGUGGUGCUUGUGCAGCCCAACAUCUCUCUCAGUGCCCCAGAUGGAGGGCUGUUCUGGGGGCCUCAGGGGCCAGAGGUGACCUGGGGCCACAGCCUUUCCCUCAUCUGCUCUACUGAGCCACAGCACCAAGGAGGCUCCUUCCACCUCAUCUUUGAUGGGUCUAACAGCACCAGGACUCAGCUCGCCAUCAACCACUCAGCCUCCUUCUACAUUCCUGAGGCAGACUACUCCCACCAGGGCAACUACAGCUGUGUCUAUGAGGUCACUGUGUCCAGCCGCACCUUCAAGUCAACACAGACAGCACCACUGACAGUCAUUGUAAGAGAAUCCUCCACUGAUAAACUGCCUCCUUCCCCAGUGGUGCUUGUGCAGCCCAACAUCUCUCUCAGUGCCCCAGAUGGAGGGCUGUUCUGGGGGCCUCAGGGGCCAGAGGUGACCUGGGGCCACAGCCUUUCCCUCAUCUGCUCUACUGAGCCACAGCACCAAGGAGGCUCCUUCCACCUCAUCUUUGAUGGGUCUAACAGCACCAGGACUCAGCUCGCCAUCAACCACUCAGCCUCCUUCUACAUUCCUGAGGCAGACUACUCCCACCAGGGCAACUACAGCUGUGUCUAUGAGGUCACUGUGUCCAGCCGCACCUUCAAGUCAACACAGACAGCACCACUGACAGUCAUUGUAAGAGGUAAACAUCCAGCACUUAAUUGUCUAUUCAGUAUUAUGUUUGUGUGUUAGUUUUCUUGUUGUUUUCUCUUGUAAUUCCCUGGUCCUUUUCCAGCAUCCCUGGCACCCAUCAUUGCAUCUGGGGUGAUUUCAGGGUUGUUCCUAUACACUGCAAAAAGUGAUUUUCAAGAAAGGAGAAUUUACUUAUUUUGGGGAAAUUAAUCUGGGUUUUUUUCUUGUUUUAGGCACUGAUAGAAAAAAUAUCUUGU